Molecule: messenger RNA, 1739 nt
Organism: Polychytrium aggregatum
Lineage: Eukaryota; Fungi; Chytridiomycota; Chytridiomycetes; Polychytriales
Product: ABC-2 type transporter-domain-containing protein
Exons: 11
Coding region: 1-1716 (571 amino acids)
Cellular component (GO): membrane
Molecular function (GO): ATP binding; ATP hydrolysis activity; ABC-type transporter activity
Source: RefSeq, a predicted model, not a curated record
AUGUCCGGCGAAGUCAAGAGCGGCGAGGUUGUGGCGAUCAUGGGUGGAUCAGGCGCCGGCAAGAGCUCGCUCCUCAACGUUCUGGCCGGCCGAAUCGCCAACGUCGGCAAGCUGUCGGGAAGCAUUCUGGUCAACGGCCGUGAGCGCGAGGCCAAGAAAUGGCGAAACAUGUGCGCCUAUGUCGAGCAGGACGACGUCAUGUUCCGUAAUCUCACCGUCUACGAGACCAUCAUGUUUUCCGCGCAGCUGCGGCUCCCGAGAACCUGGACCCACCAGCAGCGGCACGAGCGCGUGAUCGCCAUUAUCCAGGAGCUCGGGCUGCUCAAGUGCAAGGACACCAUCAUCGGCGACACGAUUCGCAGAGGCAUCUCGGGCGGCGAGCGCAAGCGUGUCUCGAUCGCCAUCGAGCUCGUGAACUACCCAAGCAUUCUCUUUCUGGACGAGCCCACUUCGGGUCUCGAUGCCUUCACGGCCUUCAACAUCGUCGAAACAAUCAAGAAGCUUGCGACGCAGCACAACUGGCUCGUCGUCAUGACCAUUCACCAGCCCCGAACGGACAUUAUGGAUCUGCUCGACAAGGUCAUUCUCCUCAGUGUCGGCAAGACUCUGUGGAUGGGCACGACCGCCGCUGCCCUGAUGCACUUUGAUGAACUCGGGUAUCACCUCCCCGAUAAGACCAAUCCUUCGGACUUUUUUAUGGACAUCAUCACCCUUGACCAGCGGACACCAGAGCUCUCGGAGCAGUCCCAGUCCCGCAUCGAAAAGUUCCAGCAGGCUUGGGAGACAAGGCGAACCCGCAUGAACACCAAUGUGCCUUCCGAAGUCGGCAUCGAAACUCCCGUCGAUCGCUUGCCUCCCAACUGGUUCCGAGAGCUGGGCAUCCUGCUUCGCCGCAACCUGCAGGAGGUCUCGCGAGACAAGGCCACUCUCGGAGCCACCUUUGGCCAGGGCAUCAUCAUGAUGCUUUUCAUGGGAUUCAUCUACUUCAAGGUGACACUCGAUUCGGCCGGGGCCCAGAACCGCGGCGGUGUGCUGUUCUUCAUGUGCAUCAACCAGACCUUCGGUGUGGUGAUGCCGAGUCUCCCAAAGUUCAUUGAACAGCGAGAGAUCAUCAAGCGCGAGCGCGCCUCAGGAGCAUACAGGGCCAGCGCCGCCUAUAUCGCCAAGGUCAUAUCGACCUGGCCGCAGGUGUUUAUUGGCGUGCUGAUUCUGGCGCUUCCUGUUUACUGGAUGGUCGGACUGCAGCCACUGGCAGCCAACUACUUUACGUUUCUCCUGAUUCUGGUGGUCCAUUCGAAUGUCGCCAACGCCCUGGGGCUGAUGAUGGGUAGCGCCUCACCAAACUUGACUGUCGCCCAGAUCAUCGGUCCCUUGACGAUCACCAUCUUUCUCCUCUUUGGCGGUCAACUGCUGAACCUGGAUAACGUCCCGGUCGUCUUUCGAUGGAUUCAAUGGAUCUCCAUCAUCUCGUACUCCAACAAGGCCCUGAACCAAAACGAGUUCAGUGGUCUAACCUUCAACAUGUGCAGCGCCAAUAUCACCAAUCCAGGGCCCACUUGCUUCACGAGCGGCGACUACAUCGUCCAAGACCACAACUUGAACAACCCAGACAAAUGGAUGUGCAUCCUCGCAAACGUCAUCAUCGGACUGUGCUUUCUGAUCCUGGGCUAUGCCUUUUUCCAGAGGACCUCGCGGCCGCUCCAGCGCCUGUCGUAAGCCAUUCAGCGCUGUGCUUCGAU